AUGGAACUCUCUCGGCUGCUUCACCGCUAUCACACCAGUUCCUCGGUCGUCUCUGCGCCAGCCACCGCGUCCAACAGUGAACUCCGUGGCACUCGUCGUGAGGAGGGUCUACAGCAGCAGCAGGCGGCUGGUAAUUCUACCGUGGCCAAGGCACAGGCGGCCAUAGCGGCAGCAGCGGCAUCAAAGUGCCGAGCAAACACCUCAGCGUCAUGGCCCGCUUCCAACGCAUCAAACACGCGGCCUAAGGCUGCCGAUGGAGCCGCGGGCAGUCCCACGCGUGGAUCCGAGGCAGCAACACGUCAAGCGUGCAGUGCGUCUAGUAGCAGCAGUGACUCACGGCAUCACGUACAAGUGUACAGGGAGCACUGUACCAUUGGCUGGUCUCCGGACGAAUUCUACAGCGUAGUGGCCGAUGUGGAGCACUACUCCGCGUUCUUGCCGUGGUGCGCGGGGUCGGAGGUGCACGCGACGCGCCGGGUGCGGGUGCCGCGUGAUGCACGGCGUCCCCCUACGGUCCCCGCCGCCGCCGCCGCCUCGCCUCUAGCCACAGGCUGCGAGGCGGAAGAGUCGGAGCUCGUCGAUGCGGUUGAGAUGACCACGACGCUGACCAUCGGCUUCUCCUUUCUCAAGGAGCAAUACACGUCGCGCGUGACACUCUACCCGAACCGCAGAAUUGUGGCGGCUCUCUACGACGAAGAGGACGUCGAUGUCGAGGCAGCGCCGCAAAACACCAGCAGAGCCAGCUCGGCGGCCGUUGCACCUUCCCGCGACAGUUACUCCACGCCAGGCACGGACAGCGGCGACGGGCUUGUGCUCUCCUUCUUGAGGAAGGCGGCGUCCACGGCGGGGGUGGCGGCCAAGCGGUCCAUUCUCCGGCACCUCCGGUGUGAGUGGGAGUUCGCCCCGGUGGAAGGGAAGCCGAACACGGUGGAUGUGCUCUUCUUCGUGUCGUUCGAGUUCAAGAACCCGACGUACCGCCAUCUGGUCAUGAACAACGUUGUGGGCCUCAUGACUCGCAGCUUCGAGCGUCGCUGCGAGAGCCUGUAUGGGCCCCCGUCGGCGACGAAGGUGUCGCUGCCGGUCCUGUCCUGA
Messenger RNA from Leishmania mexicana MHOM/GT/2001/U1103, 1092 nucleotides. RefSeq lists its product as hypothetical. The transcript has a single exon. The coding region runs from base 1 to 1092 and encodes 363 amino acids. Gene Ontology annotation, molecular function: ubiquinone binding. The record is from RefSeq and is a predicted model, not a curated record. Gene Ontology annotation, biological process: cellular respiration; ubiquinone biosynthetic process. NCBI's taxonomy places the organism in Eukaryota, Euglenozoa, Kinetoplastea, Trypanosomatida, Trypanosomatidae.